CUGCGCAUGCGCAGUGCGCGCCGCUACCGGGUACGGGAGGGACGAUGGCGGCGGCCGGCGGCGGCCCCGGGCCGGGACCGGGGCCUGGUGGAGGCCCCGGAGCGAGGAAGGGAAGCGCAGCCCGGGACGCAGAGGCUGAGGUUUGGUGCCGGCGGGUGAGGGAGUUGGUGAGCGCUUCCCCAGCCAACCGGCUCUGCUUCGAGUGCGGUCAGCGCGGCGUCACCUACGUGGACAUCACCGUGGGCAGCCUCGUCUGCACCGGCUGCUCCGGGGCGCUGCGGGGGCUGAACCCCCCCCACCGGGUCAAGUCCAUUUCCAUGACCACCUUCACCGAAGCCGAGGUGCUUUUCCUGCAGGCCCGUGGCAACGAGGUCUGCCGGCGGGUCUGGCUCGGCACCUUUGACCCCCGAACCUCGCUGCUCCCCGAUUCCCGCGACCCCCAAAAAGUGAAGGAGUUUCUGCAGGAGAAAUACGAGAAAAAGCGAUGGUACGUGGCGCUGGAGCAAGCAAAACCCCCCCAAACCGCUGCGACAGAGCCGGCACCCACCCAGCCGCUCCUGGGGGACGCGGGGACGCUGCUGCAGCCCCGCCCAGUCCCCCACCGCCCCCCACAACCGGCCCGGAAAGCCAGCACCGACCUCCUGGCUGAUAUCGGGGGGGAUCCCUUCGCCACCCCCCAACCGGCACCUGCCUUCGCCGCCUUCCCCGGCCCGGCCCAGCCCCACGCUGCCUUCCCCAAUUUCGAUGCCUUCGGAGCCGGCCAGGGAGCGUCUGCGUUUGGGGGGGCUGCGCCCCCCUUCCACACCCCACCUGCACCCACAGGGGGCAGCGCUGUGCAGGGUGGGGCCACCUCUGUCCCACCCCCAGGGGGCGGAGCCUCAGCCAGCCUCUUCGGGACCCUGCAGCCCCCCCCGGCGCUGCCCCCGCCGCCCUACGGGGGCUACACCAACCCCUUCACAGCCCCUGCCGCCCCCCGACCCUCCACCAACCCUUUCCAGAGCAAUGGCCCUGCUGCUGGUGCCGCUUUCACCACCCCCCCAGUUCCCGGGGGGUUCCCCAGCCCCUUCCAGGCUGAUGGUUCACCCUUUGGUGGGUUCAACGUUGCCAAAGCUUCCACCAACCCUUUUGUGACUGUCCCGGCCCCGACGGCCCCUUUCGGCAUCAAGCACCCGACCACAAACCCCUUCCUAUAGCUGCCGUCGCCUGGAGGGGGGGGAGCACUAGACCACCACCCCCCCCUCAGAUUUCAGAGGGGACCCCAACAUCUGGAUGCUUCCCCCCCCCCCCCCUUCCCUUGCCUUCCAGGACCAGGUUUUAUUUUUUUGAGAGAUAUAUUACAAUAUCUAAUAUAUAUUCUAUAGA
Messenger RNA from Grus americana (Whooping crane), 1362 nucleotides. It is a transcript of the gene AGFG2, whose product is annotated as ArfGAP with FG repeats 2. The record is from RefSeq and is a predicted model, not a curated record. NCBI's taxonomy places the organism in Eukaryota, Metazoa, Chordata, Aves, Gruiformes, Gruidae. The coding region runs from base 45 to 1193 and encodes 382 amino acids. Gene Ontology annotation, molecular function: GTPase activator activity. The transcript is spliced from 12 exons.